Molecule: messenger RNA, 1838 nt
Organism: Clarias gariepinus (North African catfish)
Lineage: Eukaryota; Metazoa; Chordata; Actinopteri; Siluriformes; Clariidae
Product: creatine kinase B-type-like
Exons: 8
Coding region: 97-1242 (381 amino acids)
Biological process (GO): phosphocreatine biosynthetic process
Molecular function (GO): creatine kinase activity
Source: RefSeq, a predicted model, not a curated record
CGCCUUAUUAUCGGGCCAGGGUCGCCGUAAAGAUCUCCAAACAGACUACAAAACUAACACCUUAUUCGGGAGUAAUAACACGUUUUUAUUUCAAGGAUGCCUUUCGGAAACACUCACAAUCUGCUGAAGAUGAAGUAUUCAGCUGAAGCAGAGUAUCCAGACCUGACCAAGCACAACAACCACAUGGCCAAAGUGCUCACCCUUGCCAUGUACGAGCGUCUACGCAGCAAGCAGACACCCAGUGGCUUUACAGUGGAUGAUGUGAUUCAGACUGGAGUCGAUAACCCAGGUCACCCCUUCAUUAUGACUGUGGGCUGUGUGGCGGGAGAUGAGGAGACCUAUGAGGAGUUUAAGGAGCUCCUGGACCCUAUCAUUAAGGACAGACAUGGUGGAUACAAACCCACUGAUAAACACAAAACUGACCUGAACCCAGACAACCUCAAGGGUGGUGAUGACCUGGAUCCUAACUACGUGCUGAGUUCUCGUGUGCGAACAGGCAGGAGUAUUCGCGGCUUUUGCCUUCCCCCACACUGCAGUCGUGGAGAGAGGAGAGCCAUUGAAAAACUUUCAGUGGAAGCUUUAGGUGCCCUGAGUGGAGAUCUAAAGGGGAAAUACUAUGCUCUGAAAAAUAUGAGUGACGCAGAACAGCAGCAGCUGAUUGAUGACCACUUCCUGUUUGACAAGCCUGUGUCUCCCCUGCUGUUGGCCUCUGGAAUGGCCCGUGAUUGGCCGGAUGCCAGGGGAAUAUGGCACAAUGACAACAAGACAUUCCUUGUGUGGGUGAAUGAGGAAGAUCACUUGCGUGUCAUCUCCAUGCAGCAAGGUGGCAACAUGAAGGAAGUGUUUACUCGUUUCUGCACAGGCCUCUCCAAGAUUGAGGAGCUAUUCAAGAAAAAAGGACAUGCAUUCAUGUGGAAUGAGCACCUGGGCUACAUCCUCACCUGCCCAUCUAACCUGGGUACAGGACUGCGUGGAGGCGUGCAUGUCAAACUUCCCAAUCUGAGCAAGCAUAAGAAGUUUGAGGAGGUCCUCAAGAAAUUACGCCUGCAGAAGCGUGGAACAGGUGGUGUGGACACUGCUGCAGUGGGUGGUGUGUUUGAUAUCUCUAAUUCUGACCGGCUGGGCUUCUCUGAGGUGGAGCUUGUUCAGAUGGUGGUAGACGGCGUCAAGCUGCUGGUGGAGAUGGAGAAACAACUGGAGAAAGGCCAAGCCAUUGAUGACCUUAUACCUGCUCAGAAGUAAAUCCAACACCUGUCCUGCUUCACUUGUACUUGUCACGAUUGGAGGAAUGCAGACAUAAAGAUUUUAUUAACAAAAAACAGAAAUAAACAAAACUAGAAGCUUGAACAGGCCCGAAACUAUGCUACAAAAACUGUGCAGAACAGAGAGAACAAAACAGACCAGAGUUGUAUGAGAACAGACGUAAGAUGCCAACUAAUUGAAAAUGGAGCCUUAAAUAAUAGUACUAAUAAACCUCUGAUUACAAACAGCGGGAGAAAACUGAACCCAGAAACAAUGAACCCUUGUGUCCUCAAACCUGGGAUGUGAAGUAAGCACAAAAUCCUCAAAACCAGGUGGCGGAGCAGACACAAUGUUUACACCUGGGCAAGGAACGAGCAGGAUGUUUCCACAGCCAUGUAGUGGAAUCAGUGCAUCACUCUUCAAUCCUGCCCAUGGAAACAGCAGCAUAUGCUCUGUGGCAGAGAAUGCUGCUAUACUAGGUAGAGAGGUUGCAGUAUCUGGUUGAGGCAGGAUCAGCCACAAAUCAGGAGGUUCAGGUGGUGCCAGGCGUGGCUCCUGUGGUGCCGGGCACUCUGAAAGCAUUUUGAUGUUCACCA